Molecule: messenger RNA, 516 nt
Organism: Necator americanus (New World hookworm)
Lineage: Eukaryota; Metazoa; Nematoda; Chromadorea; Rhabditida; Ancylostomatidae
Exons: 1
Coding region: 1-516 (171 amino acids)
Source: RefSeq, a predicted model, not a curated record
AUGACGAUCUGUACUUAUAACGUACGUACGCUUGCAUCGGAAGCGGCCAUCGAAGGUCUGAUGAUGCAAGCCAAGAAGAUUAAUUACGACAUCAUCGGACUGACCGAGACGAGACGACGUCACUCUCUCAACGCCGUACGUGAAAGUGGAGAACUGUUCUUAGGAACAUGCGACAGUAGAGGUGUAGGUGGAGUUGGCGUCCUCGUCAACACGAGUAUGACAAGGAACAUCGACCCUUUCGAACAAGUUACAACCCGAAACGGACGUCUGCGGAUGAGAAGAUGUGGACCACCACCAGCUUUGACUAUCUUCGUCGCUUACGCUCCAACAUCAAGCUACCAAGAAGAAGAAGUCGAAGCUUUCUGUAUGGACCUGGAAAAGUUCUACCGAGAAGUUUAUGCCUUCUACAAGGUCAUAAUUGGUGAAUUCAACGCCCUCAGGUGUUCUUCUCAGGCCAAAGUUGGCCAGAGAAGAACGCCUGAGGAACUUCACAUCGAGACCCACGCCCUACAAUGA